GUGCCAAUGGUUGUGGUAUUGUUUUUAUUGCCAAGCAAAAAUAAUAAUCGUAUGACAAAUGUCGACUUUUGAAAAAUAUAAAGAUUUAAAAGAAAGGUUAAAAAGGGAUGAGGAGGAAGCAUACAAAAAGCGAAAUGACGAGAAAGAAUUACAAAAAAAGCGGAAAAUGGAAAAUAAAAAUAAGAAAAAAGCAGUUUCAAUUAAAAUAAAAUUAAAAGCUAUACACGAGAAUGAUAAAAAUUCACCGGAGUUGUCUCACAAUCAAAAUAGCCAAAGUAAUGAAGAGCUUGUUGAUAUAAGUUUACAUCGCAGUACUUUGGAACCUAACAAAAUUAAUAACGAACUAUUAACAUUUUCCAAGGUAAGGUCUCCUACACAAAAAGAGGGUGAUAUUAUCCAAAAAAGGAAAACUAACAAAAAGUCAGGUUUAUCGACUAAGGCUUUAGAGGAGAAACGCAAAAAGGACAGAGAAAGACAAAGAAGAAGACGAUUGAAGAUGUCCGCGGAAGACUUGGAAAAGAAACAAGAAUACGACAAAAAAUACAAAGAAAGAAAAAUAGCUGAAGGGACAUGGAAAAAGUUGAGGUCAUCCAUGAGUAAAAGGGAAAGAGGCAAAGAUCGAAAAAUAGUGAGAGACAGAGUAAGAAAAUGUAGGCAGAAACAGAAAGAAAAUCAACAACUUCAAAACUUUAUGGAAAAUGACACACCACCCGUUAGCCCACAGCUUCCUGAUGACGUACUAGAAAUUGAUGAAGAGAAUUCGACCCCAAGAUUGCACCAUAAUAGUGGCAGUACACACAAAUUACGUGGCAGAAAAAAGAAAAAUUUAAAUAGAUCAAAAGUAUACCGGCUUUUAAAACAAACAGAAGAUAAACUAAAAAAGAUGACCGCUCAAAAAGAAAAAUAUAAAAAGAGGUAUCAAAGAAUGAAACAAAAAAAUCCGCCAUCACCAAACGCCAAAAUAACGUUAUUGGCCGAAGGUCGACCAGUACCGGAAGGAGUAAGAAAAAGACUUUUAUUCACAGAAACUGUAACACAAAGUUUAAUCCAAAAAAGAAAAGAAUUUGCUAAAACGCCAAAACAUUUAAAUUUGUUUCAUAAAAUUAUUGCAAGUGAUAUAAUAAAAAAACGAAAACUUGUUAAAAAAGCAAAACCACUAAUUUCAUGUAGGACAUUUCGAAAAACAAAUGAAGGAAUCUCUCGAAAAUGGAACUACCAGACACUUUCUAAACAAGUAGGGCAAAAUGUUGUUAAAUUUUAUGAAGAAGACAUACAUUCAAAAAUGUUGCCGGGGAAGAAAGACUGUGUAACACGGAAAAAAAUAAAAAAACAAAAACGCCUACUUCUACACUCAGUUAAAGAUUUACACACAAAAUAUAACGCGACACACAGGACCAAAGUAUCAUACACUACUUUUCGAAAUUUAAAACCUUACUGGGUUGUUCACCCUAAAAUGUCUGACAGGGAUACUUGCGCAUGCGUAAAAUGCUCAAAUAUUCAACUUCUAGCCAACAAAGCUUUUCAAGUGGGUCUGGUAAAUGGUUCGGUUAAGGAUUUAAUUAAAACUAAGGUAUGUGAUAUAAACAACAAAGAUUGCAUGUAUCAAACUUGCCCUGAGUGUAAAAAUACGUCCAUUAUACAAAAUGUUAACGAUAUUAAUAAAAAUGAUAGUAUUUCGUACCACCAGUGGCAAACUGUUAAAGUUAAACGAAGCCAAAAAGAUGAUACACUUGUUAGAGUUUCGAGAAAAAACAUUGUUGAUUCCACAAAGAAGGAAGCUAUAGAAACAUUAGAGUUCAAGUUACUGCCUGAUUAUAUGACCCAUCAAUUCAAAAUUUUUUAUCAGUAUCAACAGCUCAAAAACGCAAAAAAUAGCAUAAAUAAUAAUGAAAUAUUUAUUCACAUGGAUUUCUCUGAAAAUUAUGAGACCAAGUAUCACACAGAAAUUCAGAGUAUGCAUUUUGGAAGUUCAAAAUCCCAUCUGUCGCUUCAUACGGUUGUUGUUUAUGUUAAAGAAAAUAAAAAGUCCAUACCUAAAUCAUAUUGUACAGUGUCAGAGAAUACAGAACACGGAGCUCACGCUGUCUGGGCACAUCUUGCACCAAUUUUUUCUGAACUUCAAGAAAAGCGUCGUUACGACACUGUUCAUAUGCAAUCCGAUGGUCCGGCGUCUCAAUAUAAAAAUCGAUUCAACAUGUAUUUUUUUACGCAAAUUACUGACCAUUUUAAAGGAAUAAAGAAGGCGUCCUGGAAUUUUUCUGUUAGUGGACACGGGAAGGGGGCAGCGGAUGGAGUCGGUGGACUAGUGAAGAGAAGUGCAGACUCAGCAGUGAAAAUGGGCGCUGACGUUAUAGACGUAAAAUGUUUUAUGGACGCUGUUGGCUCUAGAACCCGGUCUGUUCAACUGUUUGAAAUACCAUUCCAGAAAGUCAUCGAGAUUAAAAAUAAAAUUCCCAAUUCUGUACAAAAAAUUCCAAAAAUCACCAAAUUACAUCAAGUAACCUGGACAAAAGAUAACCCAAACACUUUAUUUACACGAGAACUCAGUUGCUUUGAAUGUUCGUUUGAUGCUGUUUGUGGGCACCACAAAUUAGACAAGGGAUAUAUUAAUUUAUCACCUAAAACAGAAACAAAAAUCCAGGGAUAUAGGGCUAUAAAUGAAAAUAUUUUGGAUUCCAGCACUCUAGAAAGUAAUAUGGAGCAUCCCAUUUUUAAUCCGCAGCAGAACAUUGAAGGUCUUGGACCUAAAGACUGGGUAUUGGUUUUAUACGAAGGCGAAACUUAUCCAGGACAAAUCUUGGAUGUAAAUAUAUCUAAUAUGGAAGUCACUGUUAAUGCCAUGGAGCCAUUACCAAAAAAUUCCACUUUGUUUAAAUGGCCUUUACUUAAAGACAUCCAUACCUAUCCAAUUCAGGCUGUUCUAAGAAAAAUAAACUCCCCUAUUCAGGUUGAUAAAAGGGGAAUUAAAUAUAAAUUUCAGGACUUACCAAAUAGUUACCAAUAAUUCCGAGUUACCAUUUAUUAUUUAAGUUAUUAUUUAUGUUGAGAAGACACAUUUUAUUUUUUGUACUUUAAAUACAAUUGUACUUUAAGUAUGGUUAUUGAAUAAAAAUAACAAAAAACUGCAUAUCAUAUCAGCAUAUAAGAGCUUCCUAUCUUCUAGUUUACAUAAGCAAUUGAGUGUAACACCGGUCACAAUUUGUAACAUCGGUCACAUGUAUUAAAUAAUUGUUUAUUAUUGUGAAG
Molecule: messenger RNA, 3246 nt
Organism: Brassicogethes aeneus
Lineage: Eukaryota; Metazoa; Arthropoda; Insecta; Coleoptera; Nitidulidae
Source: the annotation of a GenBank genome assembly